GCUGCUACCACUGACCGUGGAUCCUACACUGUUCCUGGCUUAGGUAAGAGAAAGCAAGAGAUUUUGAGCUCUGGCGGUGAAGUUUUGGAUUUGGCUAUUGCUAUGCUCGAGAGCGAUCACAUGAUUACCGACUAUCCCUACGGUGACAACAAGUCUGGCGAUGCUGCCAACUUUGGUAUCUUUAAGCAAAACUGGUUUAUGCUUCGUACCUCCACUUCUCAAUUCAAGGAUCAACCUGCUAGUGAUUCCGACGACGGUGCUGUGCUUAAUAAGGAUCUUAAGGCCGAUAUCAAAGCUAGACAUGAGUCUCAAAAGUUCUAUGGAACUGAAAAAUGGUUCGGUGGCCAUAGAAACGGCGAAAGCGGCUUGAACAACCCCGAUACAGUCGAUAUUAACACCUACAAAAGCGGUGUUAGCUGGAUUCAGGACCAACUUGCCAGCGAUCCCAAGUACUUGAAGGACGAUACCAGAUUCUGGGUCAAUGUUACCCCUAUCUAA
Rhizopus microsporus ATCC 52813 is the source of this 498-nucleotide messenger RNA. RefSeq lists its product as uncharacterized. The transcript has a single exon. Lineage: Eukaryota; Fungi; Mucoromycota; Mucoromycetes; Mucorales; Rhizopodaceae. The record is from RefSeq and is a predicted model, not a curated record. The annotation marks the transcript as partial.